Molecule: messenger RNA, 1636 nt
Organism: Abrus precatorius (Indian licorice)
Lineage: Eukaryota; Viridiplantae; Streptophyta; Magnoliopsida; Fabales; Fabaceae
Product: triose phosphate/phosphate translocator, non-green plastid, chloroplastic-like
Exons: 8
Coding region: 171-1325 (384 amino acids)
Biological process (GO): transmembrane transport
Cellular component (GO): Golgi apparatus; membrane
Molecular function (GO): antiporter activity
Source: RefSeq, a predicted model, not a curated record
CAGAAUAGAAUAUCCGACAUUUAAAUGUAGAUUCACGCUGUAGUUGUUGUCAUUUUCUAUCGUUUCAUUAUUCAUUGAUCAUUAUUACUAUUUGUUUGGCAACUCAACCUUUGAACAAAAACUGCUUCUUCCAUAACCAUUGCGUUGGAGUGAGACUCGCGAUCUCCAAAAUGCAGAGCGCGGUUUUCUCUCUCUCUCCUUCGCUCUCUCUUCUCAAACCUCACACCCGUUUCCACCCAAACCGCGCUUCUGUUUCCAAUUCCAAACCCAACCACCUCAGUGUCGCUUCCUUCCCAUGCUCUCUUCCUUCUUCCACUCCUCUCUCUUUCAAACUCGCUCUGUUCCACUUCCAUGUCAGAGCUACCUCCGUUCCGGUGCCGGAGAGAGACUCCAAUGCCACCAACACUCUGCUCAAUACGGUGGAACUGGGAGCCCUUUUUGGCCUUUGGAUCAUCUUCAAUAUCUACUUCAAUAUAUACAACAAACAGGUCUUGAAGGUCUAUCAUUUCCCUUUAACUGUCACGGCCCUUCAGUUUGCUGUGGGUGCUCUCAUUGUAUCCUUCAUCUGGGCUUUUAAUCUCUAUAAGAGACCUAAACUCAGUGCCACCCAGCUUGCAGCAAUAUUGCCACUGGCUCUGGUACAUACGUUAGGGAACCUUUUCACAAACAUGAGUCUUGGUAAGGUUGCUGUGUCUUUUACUCAUACAAUAAAAGCAAUGGAGCCUUUCUUUUCGGUGCUCCUUUCCUCUAUGUUCCUUGGAGAGAUGCCCACUGCAUGGGUGGUUGCUUCGCUUGUGCCUAUUGUUGGGGGGGUGGCACUAGCAUCUGCUACUGAGGCCUCUUUCAAUUGGGCUGGAUUUUGGAGUGCAAUGGCUUCUAAUUUGACAAAUCAAUCUCGCAAUGUUCUUAGCAAAAAGCUCAUGGUUAAGAAGGAGGAAUCUAUGGACAACAUAACCCUCUUCUCAAUAAUAACUGUUAUGUCCUUCUUGUUAUCAGCACCUAUAACUAUCAUCAUGGAGGGUGUCAAAUUUACCCCUACUUACUUGCAAUCCGCUGGAUUAAAUGUUAGCGAAUUGUACAUGAGAUCUCUUCUUGCUGCACUCUGUUUCCAUGCAUAUCAGCAAGUUUCUUAUAUGAUACUGCAGAAGGUAUCACCUGUUACCCACUCUGUGGGAAAUUGUGUGAAGAGGGUUGUGGUCAUCGUUAGCUCUGUCAUUUUCUUCCAAACACCUGUAUCACCAAUUAACGCAUUUGGCACUGCUAUAGCUCUUGCUGGUGUUUUCCUAUAUUCCAGGGUGAAGCGACUUAAGCCAAAGACAACUUAAUUUUCAGUUGUAAAAUUUUGCUAGUUGCAUAACACACCUUGUAGUUACAUUUUAUAGGUCAGAUAGGGAUUGAGGAGGACUCUUGACCCUUACUUUUUUUUUUUUCAAGUUACGUCCUGGAUUUCAUUAUACAUGUCUGAGUAGUGUGCCUAAUGGUUCUGCUCUAUGAAAACUUUAUCACUGUUUAAAAUUUGAUUAAAUAUCACAAAAUUUUUUGUGGCCUUGUGUAUUUUAUACUUCUGUUGCCUGUAUUUGAUGACAAUUCCAACUAUGGAUUUUUAAUUAAUGAUUAUAAUAUCACGCUUUACCUU